Molecule: messenger RNA, 2223 nt
Organism: Linum tenue
Lineage: Eukaryota; Viridiplantae; Streptophyta; Magnoliopsida; Malpighiales; Linaceae
Source: the annotation of a GenBank genome assembly
AUGCCUGCCUUAGCGUGUUGCGUUGAUUCUGCUGUUGUCCCACCUGGCUACGUUUUCGGCGCCGGGGAUGGCUCCAUUCCGUUCGCCGGCGUCCCUCCGGCGAUUAUCACCGCCGACAACGCUCCUCCUGCCUCCAUCACCACCGCCUGGUCGCCCGACCGCUCCGCCUCUCUCUACUGUGUCGACGGCUGGGGCGCUCCUUACUUCGCCGUCAACGACUCCGGCAACAUUUCCGUCCGCCCCCACGGCGGCGACACCCUCCCCCACCAGGAAAUCGACCUGCUGAAGAUUGUGAAGAAGGUUUCGGAUCCGAAAUCCGUCGGUGGGCUCGGGCUGCCGCUUCCGUUAAUCAUCCGCCUCCCAGAUGUGCUGAAGAACCGAUUGGAGUCUCUGCAGUCGGCGUUUGAUUUCGCGAUUCAAUCUCAGGGCUACGACGCCCAUUACCAGGGAGUCUACCCGGUGAAAUGUAACCAGGAGCGCUUCGUCGUGGAAGACAUCGUGAAAUUCGGGUCCCCGUUUCGGUUCGGGUUGGAAGCCGGGUCGAAGCCGGAGCUUCUUCUGGCCAUGAGCUGCCUCUGCAAAGGAAACCCAGAUGCCUUCCUGGUCUGCAAUGGGUUCAAGGAUGCUGAGUACAUCUCCCUCGCGCUCCUCGCGAGGAAGCUCGCUCUCAACACAGUGAUUGUUCUUGAGCAGGAAGAGGAGCUCGAUUUGGUCAUCGCUCUCAGCCAGAAGCUCUCAAUUCGCCCUGUAAUCGGCGUCCGCGCCAAGCUGAGGACCAAGCACUCCGGCCAUUUCGGUUCGACGUCGGGGGAGAAGGGGAAAUUCGGUUUGACGACGACCCAGAUUCUCAGCGUUGUGAAGAAGCUCGAGGAGGUCGGAAUGCUUGAUUGCUUCCAGCUGCUGCAUUUUCACAUCGGAUCUCAGAUCCCAUCCACCGGCUUGCUUGCCGAUGGGGUCGGCGAAGCUGCCCAGAUCUAUUCUGAACUUGUCCGUCUCGGCGCCAACAUGCAAGUCCUCGACAUCGGCGGUGGGCUCGGAAUCGACUACGACGGCUCCAAAUCCGGCGAUUCGGAUCUCUCCGUCGCCUACGGUCUCGGAGAGUACGCUCUCGCCGUCGUCCAGGCCGUGAAAUUCGUCUGCGACAGGAAGAACAUCAAGCACCCUGUUCUCUGCAGCGAGAGCGGCCGGGCAAUCGUCUCCCACCACUCCAUCCUCGUCUUUGAAGCUGUUUCCUCCACCGUGUCGAAAGCCGCCACCAUGACGCCGCUCGCCCUGCAGUACUUCGUCGACGGGCUGACAGACGACGCUCGCGCCGAUUACCGCAACAUGACUUCCGCCGCCAUGAGAGGUGAGUACGAGACCUGCUUGCUCUAUGCUGAUCAGUUGAAACAGAGGUGUGUGGACUUGUUUAGAGAUGGCACCAUAGGAAUGGAACAUUUAGCUGCUGUUGAUGCCUUGUGUGAAUUCGUGGGGAAAGCAAUUGGUGUUGCUGAGCCGGUGAAAACUUAUCAUGUGAAUCUCUCGGUGUUCACUUCGAUCCCUGAUUUCUGGGGGAUCGGCCAGCUUUUCCCGAUCAUCCCGAUACAUAGGCUCGAUGAGAGGCCCGGAGCUAGAGGGAUAUUGUCCGACUUGACCUGUGACAGUGAUGGCAAGAUCAAUAAGUUCAUUGGUGGAGAGGACAGCUUGCCCCUUCACGAGAUUGAAGGAAAUGGUGCUGGGAAUGGUAAUGGCCCAUACUACCUGGGGAUGUUCUUGGGAGGGGCUUACGAGGAGGCGCUCGGUGGAGUGCACAACUUGUUCGGUGGUCCGAGCGUGGUGAGGGUGUCACAGAGCGACGGGCCUCACAGCUUCGCGGUGACAAGAGCCACUCCAGGCCCUUCGUGUAGUGAUGUACUCCGCGUGAUGCAUCACGAGCCGGAGCUUAUGUUCGAGACCCUGAAGCACCGUGCUGAAGAGAUGAUGUAUGAGGAUAGCAGUGACGAUGGGGAUAGCAGCAUGGAUCAUCAUCACCACCACAGGGGCAAUGCAGCUGUUGCCAGCUGCCUUGCAAGGUCGUUCCACAACAUGCCGUACCUGGCUGGUGCCUCGUCCUGCUCGCUGACUGCUGCUAUGAACAACGGUGGUGGUUUGUACUACUGCAGCGGCGAGGAUGGUUAUGAUGCUGCUGGUGAUUCCGCUGUGGCCUCAGCCGAGGAUGAGCAGUGGAGCUAUAUCUGCGCUUGA